Cajanus cajan (pigeon pea) is the source of this 986-nucleotide messenger RNA. Its product is annotated as EPIDERMAL PATTERNING FACTOR-like protein. The record is from RefSeq and is a predicted model, not a curated record. Lineage: Eukaryota; Viridiplantae; Streptophyta; Magnoliopsida; Fabales; Fabaceae. Gene Ontology annotation, biological process: stomatal complex development; guard cell differentiation.
CUGAAUUUGUGGACCAUCAUAAAUAGUAUUACUAAUUUGGAUUGAUUUGAGAGAGAAAGCUUUGGCUUGUUUUGAAAGGUAAGUUAUCCAAGGUUAGAGGCAGAAAGACAGUGGAAAAAAGAGUAGUCUUUGGAGUUCCUACUGAGUUGUCAAAUGAAGGUGAAAGUUGCUGAGGUUUUUAACCCUGUGACAAGAAAACUGAAUCACUUGCUUGUGAAGCAAAAUCUCUCGGCCAAUACAAAGGUUUUAAAGUGUAGCCUUAGAAUGUUUGGGGGUCCUGGCCUGCUUUUCGGGAUUUGAAACUUGCAAGCUCCUUUGGUAGCCUUCAUAUAUUCCAGCAAUCAUGCCUAGCCACUUGUUGUGACUUGUGAGUGAUUCAAAUUCUACUCUCUCACAACAUCAACAACAAACGUUACUAUCAACAACAAGCAUCAUAACAUCCAUCAUUUGCACUUCUGAAGAAAGAAAAAUGAUGGCAAGAUUAUUCUGUUUCCUGCUAGCUCUGCAAAUUGUGAGUUUGGUUUCUGCAGUAAGGAAGCCGUUUCUUCCAGGUCAAGAAGAGGCUCUACAGUCUCCAAAGGGUUUAACGGGCACAUCAAAGACAAUGAAGGAUGCAUAUGAUCGAGGAGUGAGCAAAGUAGGGUCAAGUCCACCAAGUUGUGAGAACAAGUGCUAUGGUUGUGUUCCAUGUGAAGCCAUCCAAGUUCCCAGCACAAGCAUCAGGCACAACCAUUUGGGCAUACAGUACGCAAAUUAUGAGCCUGAGAGCUGGAAAUGCAAGUGUGGUCCCUCCUUCUAUAGCCCAUGAGCAUCGUUCCUAUUCAUCAAAUAUUGUUCAUAUGUAUCUCCCUCUCAAGUUCAUAUAUGAUAUCCCUUUUUAGUUUGUAGAAACAGUCCUAAUAAUUUGGCAAAUCAUCGUUAUCUUUACAUUCAGUACCAAGCAGAAAAAUCUCUUAGGCCAAUGUCAAAACAUUUAAAUACAAACC